Molecule: messenger RNA, 927 nt
Organism: Linnemannia hyalina
Lineage: Eukaryota; Fungi; Mortierellomycota; Mortierellomycetes; Mortierellales; Mortierellaceae
Source: the annotation of a GenBank genome assembly
AUGUCGAAGGCAGGCAAGAAGCAAGAAUACUUCGAAAAGCUCAAGUCUUACUUGGAGGAGUUCAACUCCAUCUUCAUUGUCAACGUCGACAAUGUCGGUUCCAACCAGAUGCACGAGAUCCGUAAGGCUCUCCGUGGUGAUGCCAAGAUCCUUAUGGGCAAGAACACCAUGGUCCGUCGUGCCAUCCGUAUCCUCCAGACCGAGAACCCCGACUACGAGAAGCUUAUGCCCUCGGUCCGCGGCAACAUCGGUUUCGUCUUCACCAACGCUGACUUGAAGACCAUCCGUGACAAGGUUCUCACCAACCGUGUCAAGGCCCCCGCCAAGGCUGGUGCUUUGGCUCCCAUUGAUGUGUACAUCCCUGCCGGUAACACCGGUAUGGAGCCCGGUAAGACCUCUUUCUUCCAGGCUUUGGGUGUCCCCACCAAGAUUGCCCGUGGUACCAUUGAGAUCAUCAACGAUGUCCAUUUGAUCAAGAAGGAUUUCCGUGUCGGUGCUUCCGAGGCUGCUCUCUUGAACAUGUUGAACAUCUCUCCCUUCACCUACGGUUUGACCGUUGUCCAGGUCUACGACCAGGGUACCGUCUUCCACCCCUCCGUCUUGGACAUUGAGGAGGAUUCUCUUAUCGGUCACUUCGUUGCCGGUAUCAAGAACAUUGCCGCCAUCUCCCUCCAGAUCGGUUACCCCACCGUCGCUUCGGUCCCCCACUCGAUCAUCAACUCUUACAAGAACUUGUUGGCCGUUUCCGUUGCCACCGAGUACAACUUCCCUGGAUCUGAGAAGAUCAAGGCCUACCUCGCUGACCCCACCGCCUUCGCCGUCGCUGCCCCCGUUGCCGCUGCCACCACCUCCGCCGCCAAGGUUGAGGAGAAGGUUGAGGAGAAGGAGGAGUCUGAUGACGAUAUGGGAUUCGGUCUUUUCGAUUAA